AUAUAAAAUAAUAUUUAACAAGUAAUUUUUGGUUGUCAGUUUCUAAGUUUGUCACUUGCCACUUGUUAUUUUCAAUUUUGUUUGUUUACUAUUAGGUACUAUUACUAUAUUAGUACAAUAAUAAUAGUAAUUAUGUCGUGGCAAAAAAAAAAAUAGUUCAACGGUGUGGAAAUAUUUUAAGAAGGAUACAAAUAACCAAAAUGAAGCGCAGUGCUUAAUUUGUAAAAGUACUUACAAAAGGUCAAAUGGAACAUCGAAUUUGAUGGAACAUUUAAAAAGAAAACAUAUGGGCAUUUUAGACCGUGAUAAUAUGCUUCUACAAAGCCAGGAACAGGGGAGCAUUGACGAGCCAGGAACGUCUAUAGGAUCCCAACAUUCCCAACCACAAAGUACUUCGCCCAACCUACCGGUCAGUUAUUUUAGUACCAACAACAAUUGUAAUGAGCCUACAAUGGCAACAACUGAAUCUGAGCCACCUUUAAAGAAACAAAAACAACUUGUAUUGUCAAAUAGUUUACAGCGAGGACUUUUCCAACUGGUUUGGAUACAUCAACCUCUGGAAGGUUUCAGAAACAUGAGUUAUGUUGUUUAGUUAAAUACAAUUUUAGGUUAAGUAUAUAAAUAGGGUAAAAGUAUAUUACAACAAAAAGUAUCAUAUUUUAAAUAUUUUUAUUUUGAAAAAAUUAUUAGCACCUAAUUGCCAAAUCAAAUAACUGAUAUUUUAGUUAUCAGAAAAAAUAUUAAUUCAACUGGUUUGAAUGAUAGUUAUUACUAGAGCAAGGAUUUUCGUGCACUUAAAAAUCAUCAUAUUAUAUGCAUUUAAAAAUAUGCAGUUAAAUAUUAUGUCCUCAAAAAAAUGUAUA
Molecule: messenger RNA, 863 nt
Organism: Aphis gossypii (cotton aphid)
Lineage: Eukaryota; Metazoa; Arthropoda; Insecta; Hemiptera; Aphididae
Exons: 3
Coding region: 263-592 (109 amino acids)
Source: RefSeq, a predicted model, not a curated record